Messenger RNA from Bipolaris maydis ATCC 48331, 1887 nucleotides. RefSeq names its product amino acid permease/ SLC12A domain-containing protein. Gene Ontology annotation, cellular component: membrane. Lineage: Eukaryota; Fungi; Ascomycota; Dothideomycetes; Pleosporales; Pleosporaceae. The record is from RefSeq and is a predicted model, not a curated record. Gene Ontology annotation, biological process: amino acid transmembrane transport. Gene Ontology annotation, molecular function: amino acid transmembrane transporter activity.
ACACACUGCAAUUCUUUCGUUGUUGUCUUUCCAUCGUCAAGCCCAAGCGCCGGGUCCACCGCUGACGCAUCAACAACAUCAUGGCAUCCGCUGCUGAUCAAAUUACGCCCAAGAUGGACCAGCGUUCAGAGAAAUCGCUUUCUCACUCAGGAAGCGAUGUCGAGAAGCAGGCUGCCCCGCCCAAGGAGGAGUUGCAGCGCAAGCUGUCCUCCCGACACUUGCAGUUCGUCGCUAUCGGUGGAACGGUAGGAACUGGUGUCUUCAUCGCCAGCGGAGGCUCAAUUGCAACUGCUGGCCCUGCUGGAGCACUCUUGGCUUAUGUCUUCGUCGGUACCCUGGUCUACUCUGUCAUGCUCAGCUUGGCUGAGAUGGCUACUUACCUACCCAUCUCCGGUGCAUUCACUCAGUACGCUGCUCGAUUCGUUGAUCCCUCGCUCGGCUUCUCCAUGGGAUGGAUCUACUGGUUUUCUUGGUCAAUCACCUAUGCGCUCGAGCUCACAGCUGCCGGCCUCAUCAUCCAAUGGUGGAACUCUGACCUCAGCAUCGGCAUCUUCAUCACAAUCUUCUGGGUUCCCAUCACCGCUGUGAACUUCUUGCCAGUCGACAUCUUCGGAGAGUUCGAGUUUUGGUUUGCCCUGAUUAAAGUCGUCGCCCUCGUUGGAUUCUGGAUUUACGCCAUCUGCAUGAACGCUGGUGUUGGCGCCCAGGGUUACAUUGGCUUCAAGUACUGGAACUCACCUGGCGCUUUCGCCCCGUACAUUGCUGAGGGACCUGUUGCAAAGUUUGUUGGUUUCUGGGCCGUUCUGAUCCAAGCUGGUUUUGCCUACCAGGGUACCGAGCUCUGCGCUAUUGGUGCGGGCGAGUCCGCCAACCCACGUGUGACUAUGCCCAAGGCCAUUCGCAAGACUUUCUGGAGCAUCUUCAUCCUCUUCGUUUUCACCAUCUUCUUUGUCGGUAUCUUGAUUCCCUAUGACAAUGAAGCCCUCCAAAUUGGCGACACUAAUGCUGGAUCCUCACCAAUGGUCAUCGCCUUCCAGCUCGCCGGUGUAUCUGCUCUUCCCGACAUCUUUAAUGCCGUCUUGCUCACUGUUGUUCUUUCUGCCGCUAGCUCCAACGUUUACUCUGGAAGCCGCAUUCUCGUAGGACUUGCAGAGGAAAAGUGCGCCCCUGCUUUCCUCAAGGCCGCCAGCAAGCGUGGAGUUCCAUACUGGGCAACCUCCGUAACCGCCGCCAUGGGUCUGCUAGCCUACAUGAACCUCAGCUCCAACGGCGAGCAAGCCUUCAACUGGCUCCUGAACAUUGUCUCCGUUGCUGGUUUCAUUGCCUGGACAUGUGUCUUGAUCUGCCACAUCGCCUUCAUGCGUGCGCUCAAGGCCCAGAACAUCGACCGCGACACCCUUCCAUUCAAGUCUUGGGGAGGACGCCCUCUCGCCAUCUACGGUGUUACCUUCUGUGCCAUCAUCACCAUCACCCAAGGUUUCACCGCAUUCGUUCCUUGGAGUACUGAGGAUUUCUUCAUUGCAUACAUCAGUUUGAUCCUUUUCACUGUCCUUUACGUCGGACACAAGAUCGUUACCCGAAGUAAAUUCAUCAACCCCGCGGACGCCGACAUCCACACUGGAAAGUUUGAGGACGAGAUCUCCGAGACCUGGGAAGAGUCCUCUGCCAGCGGCUGGAAGAAGAUUGUGAACAAGUUUCUUUAAUUUCUGAUGUCUUUGUAUAUUCUAAAUGUUGGGCUUGAAUAACAAAAGUGCUUUUUGGGAGCGUUUAUCGAGGACCGCAUGGCGCAGCGUUAGGGGGUGUACGAUUGCAUUGCAUGGCGUCUGUUAUUCUGUUUCUUAACUUCGUCGAACCGAUACCAAUGUUAAUGUUCUGAAAGUUUUCACA